Messenger RNA from Ailuropoda melanoleuca (giant panda), 937 nucleotides. RefSeq names its product aurora kinase A interacting protein 1 (gene AURKAIP1). The record is from RefSeq and is a predicted model, not a curated record. The transcript has 4 exons. Bases 250 to 849 code for a protein of 199 amino acids. Gene Ontology annotation, cellular component: mitochondrion. NCBI's taxonomy places the organism in Eukaryota, Metazoa, Chordata, Mammalia, Carnivora, Ursidae.
GGACCGGAAGUGCCCGAACUGGGCGGCAGAGUGAUCCGUUUCAGUCACCCUUCACCCUGGGGAGGGUCGGCGGGAGGCUGCGGCAGCCGGGCGACUGCGGUCGGGUGAGGCUGGGGCCGGACGGGGACCGCCCCCUUGGGGCCUGGGAACCGCGGCUGCACUGCUCCAGUCCCGGCAUUCCGCGCCUUCGAGCGUUGGCUCCGCCCGGGUGCCACCCUGAGCACCUGGGUCCGCCACCACCCACGGACCAUGUUCCUGGUGCGCCUGACUUCUCAGCUGCUGAGGGCUGUUCCUCGGGCAGUUCGCAGUCGGCCCUGGCCCGUCCCAGGGGUGCUAGGCGGACGUGCCUGCAGGCCCUGCUACAGCACACAGCCAGCCGGCCCAAGUGGAGUUGUCUCCAUCGCUGGCAAGGGGCUCCAGCUGGAGCUUGAGGAGAUGCUGGUCCCCAGGAAGAUGUCCAUCAGUCCUCUGGAGAGCUGGCUGACCGCCCACUACCUCCUACCGAGACUAGAUGCCGGGGCCCCAGGGACCGUGGCACCAUCCCAACUCUAUGAGUGUCCACCUAGCCAAGUGGGGGAAGGGGCUGAGCAGGGGAUGGAGGAAGUCUGGGAUGUGCCCCGGAUGCAGUGCAAAAACGUGCUGAAGAUUCGCCGACGGAAGAUGAAUCAUCACAAAUACCGUAAACUGGUCAAGAGGACCCGGUUCCUGCGGCGGAAGGUCCGGGAAGGACGCCUGAAACGCAAACAGAUCAAGUUUGAGAGAGACCUGAGGCGCAUCUGGCUGAAGGCAGGGCUGAAGGAAGCCCCUGCAGGCUGGCAGACCCCCAAGAUCUACCUGAAGGGCAAAUGAGUCCAGUGCUCCUCUGCCCCGCCGCGGUUGCUGCUGCUGACCCACUGUAAUAAACAUUCAGGACCUUAGCUGUCCCCGGGUGACCUGG